Hypomesus transpacificus is the source of this 1712-nucleotide messenger RNA. It is a transcript of the gene cdon, whose product is annotated as cell adhesion associated, oncogene regulated. Gene Ontology annotation, biological process: axon guidance; nervous system development; cell-cell adhesion. The transcript is spliced from 6 exons. NCBI's taxonomy places the organism in Eukaryota, Metazoa, Chordata, Actinopteri, Osmeriformes, Osmeridae. The record is from RefSeq and is a predicted model, not a curated record. The coding region runs from base 7 to 1077 and encodes 356 amino acids. Gene Ontology annotation, cellular component: axon; plasma membrane.
AUCAAGAUGCAGUGUUUUAACGAUGGGGGAGAGAGCGAAUACAGCAAUGUCAUGAUCUGUGAGACCAAAGCACGCCAGCCCCCAGGGGUCCCCAGCCAGGCCCCCAUCACCAUGCCCCCCUACCCCCUGGACCCCCCCAGCGCCCCGGGUGGCCUGCUCUACCUGAUUGUAGGCUGCGUUCUGGGGGUGAUGGUGCUCAUCCUUUUGGUGUUCAUCGCCAUGUGCCUGUGGAGGAAUCGCCAGCAGAACAGCAUGCACAAAUACGACCCCCCGGGCUACCUGUACCAGCCGGCCGAGAUGAAUGGCCACGUUCUGGAGUACACCACUCUGCCGGCCACCAGUCGCAUCAACGGCGGCGUCCACGGGGGCUACGGGCACAAUGGGCCCAUGCUGCCCCAAGGCUGUCAUCACCUCCACCACAAGCUGCCAAACGGCCUGGCACUGCUGAACGGCUCGGUCGCAAUGUACCCGCCGGGCCACCCACACAGCCACGAUGGCACCCUGCCCCGGAACACGAUGGAGUACGAGCACUCACACCCUCACCACCAUCAUAAUGGUGGAGGGCUGUACACAGCGCUGGCCCAGACAGACUCGCCUGACUGCAUGAGCUGCCAGAACUUCUGCAACAACAACAGCAGAUGUUACACCAAGACCAACGGCACGUUCUCCGGCGGCACUCUGCCCCUAAUGCACCGCGUGGCGCCGUGCCAGCAGGACGGCCUGGAGAUGGUGCCCCUGGGCCAGGCCUCGUCGCAUGGCCAGCGCCCUGACAGCCAGCAGCUGCUCCCUGGGGACGCCGACCCAGACCCGGAGGCAGGGGAACAACCGCUGGAGGACAGGGACUCGUCUCACUCCCUAUCCCAGCUCUCCUGCUGUCAGGUCGGGGUGCACGAGGACUGCUCCAGAGAGGACACAGUGGAGAAGGAUCCUCAGAGUGUGGAGGAGGAUGGGCCUGUGGUCUGCUGGGAAAGCCUGGGCCUGAGUCUGCCUGACUUGGACUGUAAGGAGAAGAGAGGCUGGAUCUCCAACAGCAGUCUGGCCGGAGAUCUCAUUCAGCCCAGCCCACAGGAGGCCUGAAAACACACAUUAGAGUUCGAGCACACACACAUGCACACACAAAGACACUCUCUUGCACACACACACACACAAUCACACACGCUCCCAAGGAGCGGUCGAGAAACAAGGGAGACAGAAAAAGAGAUCAAAGGAGGGGAAAAUGCGUUCUUUGGGAAAAGAGGAUUUUCAGCUGGCAUGGCCAGAGACACUGUGUGACAUGGUGACAAGGACACUAAACUGGCUGUGGACUACGCUGGGACAACCAGCAUGGAGAGACAGAGAGAGGGAGAGACCGAACGCCAAACGGAGAGCAGAAAAGCAGAUGGAGGGAAGCGAGACAGAGAGAACAAGACUCAAAACCGAAACUUUAACCCAACGAAGGGAGGACCCUUAAAAAAGAUUUCAAAAACUCUUUAGAUUACUUAUUUAUUUUUUUGUAGUAGAAAAAUAUUAUUUCAUAUGAAUGUAUCUGUUUUAAGAAAAAAGCUUGUCUUUUAUAUUAUUUAUGCCUUCUGGAUGAGAAAUGCCUUUUAUUUUUUUGUUGUUUUAUGUGUUGUUUUGUGUUCCACACAGUGUGGAGAUUAGCAACUCUGUGUAAAGUUUUGUAAUAAUAUAAAGAGAAGAUAUGGAAGAGUAAAGAUCCUACUUUCAAUGUC